ACCCCUGCAGAAAAAAAACAAGUCAAGCUUCCAGUUGAAAGUUUGAUUCUACCUAACCACCGACAUCGUCGCCCAUUCGCAUUCCAGAGCUCCCGUUUAAACAGCAAGACUCACCGAGGACAGAGACCUACAUAUCUAGUCAAUUCUCGAGAAGCGGUAAGGCAUCUAAGUUUCAAUUGGCUGCUCUAGCUAAGCUAUAUUGACAAUUUGUUUUGCCCCUCUUGAAUCGCGAUUUCACAAAUCGCAGAACUUCUUUUCGUCUGUGUCCCGUCCCGCCGCUUCCCCCCCGCCCCGUUUAGUCUCCGAUACAUAGCCAAUCGCCGCGAUUCCAGACCAAGACAUACACUCACACAUACAUACAAACACUCAUAUACACAACGUAACAAAUACGCAAUGGCGUCCUCGCCAUCACAACCACCACAACCGACGGCGUCGGCACCGCCACAGCCACAGCCACAAUCCCCCCCCGGGGCGAACCCUUUCGUCCACAACGUCGCGCUCGGCGUGACCCCCAUCGCCCUGCUCGCGCUGUUCCUGCCCCCGCGCCGGCUGGACCUGCGCGCCGCGAUCCUCGGCGGCGUCGCGCUGUGGGGCACGAACCAGCUCGUCGCCGACUACAGCGGCACCUCGUCGAUGCAGCGCAUGGCGCGCCGCAUCGGCUCCCUGUCCGGCGCCGAGCUGCCGGAGAAGGCCAAGGAAACCCAGGCUCGCCUGCGGGCCGAGCGCGCGCGACGGGCCGCCGCCACCGCUGCCGCCGCUCAGGAGGGUCUGCUGAUGGAGGACCAGAGGAGGAGGAGGAUGGCGGAGGAGGAGGAGGAGCGGAACAGGAGGAAGGAGAGGGGGCUGUUGGAAAAGGUGUGGAUGGGCGAUAGCGACGAGGACUGGAAGGCGAAGAGGGAUCAGCGGGAGAAGGAGGCGCUGAGCGAGGGCGGCGGCGGGUAUUGGGGUCUGAUUGUCGAUCAGGUAUCGGAGGUGUGGAGUCAGGGGGUGAAGAAGAAGGACGAGGAGGGGAAGGAGGAUAAGGAGGGACAGUCUAAGAAGCCUUGAUUCCGGGUAUGCGCAAAGGGAAUCUCCACCCUCCCAUGGGUUGGGAAGAGAGUUGGCGGGCUAGUUACCUGACUGUACGUUACGAGAGUUGCAUAUACAAACAAACAUAUAUGGGGGGGCAUGGACGACUGGAGUUAUUGCAGGUUUCAUGGGGGGUUGGAAGCAUGUACCUCCUAAGGCACAUAAAAUAGGUAUGGAUGAAUAACACGACGCAUCUCUGUUAAAAACUACAACAUGAAAUCAUCA
Molecule: messenger RNA, 1293 nt
Organism: Daldinia caldariorum
Lineage: Eukaryota; Fungi; Ascomycota; Sordariomycetes; Xylariales; Hypoxylaceae
Exons: 1
Coding region: 394-1047 (217 amino acids)
Source: RefSeq, a predicted model, not a curated record